ACAAGCAGCUCUCUACUCAAUAAAGCUAAACCCGUUCAGCUACAAAGCAUCGCACACUUCGCUUUUUGAUUUUCUUCUUUCCUUCGACCAUCACGCAACCUCUCAACUCGCUUCACUGGAUAACAUUGAGAAUGUCUAAACUCAUUAUCAACGUGGACAAGUUACAGAGUUAUCUCAACGGACCGAUCGUCAAAGUCCUUGUGGGCAAAGAGGGCGAAGCACAGCCGUUCUUCGUACACAAAGACCUGCUCACAGCACGAUCCAGUUUUUUCGCCAAAGCUCUCAAGCACUAUCGCACUCGCAGCGAAUCUACAGACGCUGCUGAGCUAAUUGAGGAUGGUGGCGGCGACGCAUGGCACGAGAGCAGUACUGGCGUUGUCAAACUGCCAGAUGACGACCCGGACAUCUUUAUCCUGUAUGUCCAUCUAAUCUACCAUGGGUCUUUACCAGUUCGCGAAGAGCCAAACCUUGGGAAGUCAUCAAAAACCACGGGAUCCCGGGAACCAAAUGACAAAGAAAUCGAUAUUGCGGACUUGGCUGCAAGUGAACAUAACAUGUUGGCUAAACUGUACGUGUUGUGCGAAAAGAUUCAAGAUUGUACAGCAAAACGCACAGUUAUGACGGCUACUGUAGAGUCGACCAAGAUGGUGCGGGCAAAUAACAAACUUUAUUACGUGGAUCGUGACGCUGUUUUGAUUAUCUACAACGGAACAAUGCCCGAGGAUCCGAUGCGACAGUUCAUGGUCGACUGUGCUGUACUGCAUGGUGACGCAAGGUGGCUCAAUAAGGAGGAUACAACUGCGGAUCAUAGCGAACACUUUCGAGAUCUUGUAUUCGCCCUGUUAAAACACCGGCCGGUACCACCAAGCACUUGCGGUCUCAACAUCACAGAUGCUGCGCUGUACUGCGACAAGAUCAAGGCAUUUGAUGACGAAGCCCAAAAGGGCACGAUGUAGAUCGCUAAGGGCACCAUGGACACCAACCACGAUCUCGCCUAUCGAUCUCUCGCUAGUAUAACUACUGGGUCGAGUGAUAUUGAACUCGGAGCUGGAUAGUCGCGAUCUUUCUGCAAACGAUGGCGCGGACACGUUUUACCACUUACAGCACUGCAGCCGACGAAUCUGUA
Messenger RNA from Boeremia exigua, 1126 nucleotides. RefSeq lists its product as uncharacterized. Gene Ontology annotation, molecular function: protein binding. The record is from RefSeq and is a predicted model, not a curated record. The transcript is spliced from 2 exons. The coding region runs from base 132 to 956 and encodes 274 amino acids. NCBI's taxonomy places the organism in Eukaryota, Fungi, Ascomycota, Dothideomycetes, Pleosporales, Didymellaceae.